GGCAGGCGGGCGCAGGGGUUCCAGUUGCUGGUGCCCAGCGCUGGGCGCUCUGCGGUACCGCUCCAUGCUGCCAUCACUUUCAUCCCAUUUACAAACGGGCAGCUGGGAUGCCCUCGGGGUGGUGCGGCCGCACCGCUGCUUAAAGUCAAUUCACCGUGGUGAAUAUUUGAGGGCUCUGAAGAGAGGAGGAUUCUCAUUGGAAGCCAGAAGUCGGUGCCAGCUUCAUCAGUCAGCACUGAGGGCAGUGCUGGCUGUGCUGCCUCCCUCAGCUCUGCAUUCAUCUGCUUCAGGGCUGCGGUUCCCGGGACCAGGCUGGCUGCAGGCAAACCCAAGCAUGGCGCUCACGCUCUGCCCUCCUCACCUGUCUGCUGGCUCUUCUCAAAGCGUUCCAGGAUUUACCUCGGCUGAUGCAAAAUCCCAAAGCCGAGGACAAGUGUGGGGCCGGCACCACUUGUGCUCCGAAAAACGAUGGCAGCCUUUAGAGGUGGAGAGCUGCAUUUGCUUGAAAGAGUUUUGUAGGGGGAGAGCUGAGGGAGGGGGUCAGAAAUAGCUGCAAAAUGUCAAAAAAAGAAAAGCAAAAAAAGAGAAAGAACAAAGCUGUGAGGUAAAGCAAUUUGCACUUAACCCACUUGAGAGCUGCCCUCCCAGAAACGGAGUGAUGCGAUGCUUAUCUGCAGAAAGGUCCCACCGGCGGCAGUUUGCUGUUGGGGCAAAUUGCCUGCUAAUUUGUGCUCAAGCUAGCCAAUUAGUCAGCUCAUUACACCUUCCUGACUGGUCUGGAGACUGGAGCCCAUCGCCGAGGGGACGGGAACUUCCCAGGGAGGUGCCGGAUCAGAUUGCUGUGUCUUUUGAUCCCUCCGGUGUCCGGCAGACUUGAGAUGUGAGCUCCAACUGUCAGACCUGGAGACCCACUUAUUGGGAGCCAAUGAAGCCGAAAGCAAAGAGACCUCUUGGGGUUUCCCUGGAGGUCAGAGGGAAAGGGAAUGGGUCGCUGCCAGGCAGGGAGUGCUGAAGGGGAAUCUGAAAGGUCUGCGCUGAGCUGUGAGCCAGCAGAGCAGGGAUCUCACUUUGCUGAGCCUCUGCUGUUUAUUCCUAUCAGUAGUAUCUAUUUCAUAUUAUUUCAUGUAUUCAAACAGUAUGGUAUUUCCAUUUGUUAUUAGUUUCAAAAAUGCCCUUUGAGGCACCUCUCACAACCCUCUCCAAGUGUCUGCCUCCAUGUGUGCUGAGCCGUGAGCAUCAUAGAUUAAAUGGAAAGGGUGGAAAAGCUGAGAAAAGCACAGGAUCAGUGUAACAGAUGCAUUCCAUGCAGCUCUCAGAGGGUGAAACACAUUGGCUUUAAGGUGGUGUCAGGAUCCUGGUGGGGCUCAUGCACAGCCACCACCUUCCUCUGGCUGUGGUUCCCAUUGCUGCAUGGAUAGCAGAAUGUUUUCCUUCCUUGAAGGAGUGAUUUGAGAAUAAGGGCAUUAAGUAGCACACAAGUCUGGUGCUGAGGGAGUGCAGGGAGUGAAUGCUCUCAAAUAUUGUGGUUCUGGGGUGCUGGGUCCAGUGUGUGUGGGUCAGCAUGGGUCCACAGUAGAGGUGUGCCCAUCACAGGGCUGGCUGGCUUGGGUGCAGCAUCCCAGUUUUGGGUGCUCCAGUGGGUGGCUGUGGUGACUGGGUACAGAGGUGGGAAUGGAGCAAAAGGUGAUGGGAAGGGGCAAGUUAGAGGUUGGCUCCCAUACCAAGAGGGAGCUGAAGGCUGGCUCAGGGUGCAGGGUGGAACUGGAGGACCUGCAGGGUAGAAGCCAAGAUGAAAGUCAUCAGAACCAGUCAGGGACUGCAUGAAAAGAUGUUCAAUUGAGCCGUUUUGGGGGCUCAACCCUGACUUGCUAAAAAUACAGCUGUUGGUAGCCUGGCCUGACCAGACAUGCUCGUGAACUGCAGCUGGAGCACAGCUCACUCCCAUCUGGGCUUGUGGCUUGGGACUGCCAAGGGUUCACUCCUUCAGCGACCAAGAGCUGCUGCUGGUGUCAGGGUGGCUGUCUCUGUCCCAUCCAGGCUGCCCCUAAUUGGCUCCAGGCCCUCCUCUGGGCCACCCUGGGGUGGGAGAUGCAGCUGACCCUGCUCAAGGGCAUCAGUGCUGGGAUGGGAGCAUGGAGGUAGCAAGAGUGCUCCGCUUGUGUUAGUGUCCUGUGUCCUUCAGGAGUGUGGCCCUCUCUGAGGGUUGGUGGGCUUUUCUGGCCUGCUGGAAACCAAACCCAAGGAGCAUCAAACCCUUGGGCUCUCUCUCCAUGGACCUCUUGGACCACUGUCUGUGUGUGGGUGAGAGAAGGACCCGGGCCAUGAGCUCCCAGUGAUGUGAGUGAGAGGUCUUUGCUGGCAGCAUCCUCCUAGUGAAAUCACCAUUCCUACCCACCUCCUGCCUGGGACCAAGGUGGAUCUAGGUGCCCAUCAGCAGCAGAUGCUGUGCCAGCUCCAGUAAUGUCCUUGUAGAUGCCACCUGCAAUGAGGAUUUGGAUGGCACUGUGUGGAUUGGUUCCCCUGAAUGGGUGCUGGUGACAAAUCCCAUCAUUACUCAAACUGGUCUCGCAGUAUGGGGAGCUGGUGGCUUCAUCCCAAGAGAGGUGGGUGUCAGCUUUGGGUCUGGAUGGUGUGUGCCCCAGGGCUGUGCCUUCUCACCGGGGCUCCUGUGUGCCCGAGUUAAAUCCUGAGUUAAUCUCUGCUCCAAAUUCAACUUAAAAGUUAAGCUUAAAGGCUUACUUUAGGGCUGGGGUCUCUGUUCUUUUCUUAGAUAAGAAAACGAACAACACGAAGUAUUGAGCUAGUUCCUGCUUCAAAGCAAGCCUGUGUCAUUCAGAGCAGGUAUCGCCAUUGCAACACAAUUUUAGAACAAAGAAAGAAAACAGAGACAAAACUAAAAACAGGAACCAGCAGAUAAACAAUCCGCUGGUGCUGCUGUGCUGAGCUGAGCUCCUUCCUGCUCUCAGCCAUCUGGCAGGUCAGUGCGGGGACCUGGGGGUUCACUGGGCCAGCAGAGCCUGGCUGUCCUGGUUGGCUCUUCCCAGUGGGGAAGCCAGCUGGGGAAUGGUUGAAAAGCUUCUCCAUCCAUAGAAUACAAUAAAUAAUGAUGAAUGAAACCAAAGAACCUGCAGCACUGCGGUGUGAGCAGAGCACCCAGCUCUCCUCUUCCAGGCGUUCCUUGGGAGGGAUGCCACAAGUUCACCAAUCUGACCUGGGCGAGAUGUUUCUCCUGGCUGUGUUGUGAGGUUGGCAUCUGGCUCCAGCCCCGAGGAAACUGAAUGUUGCCAGGGUUUCCAUAGCAGGGGUGCUGGUGAGCUACUGAGAGCAGGAGGAGCGUGGUCAGCGCUUGGGGCUGCAGCUGCCUGGGGCUGCUGGGAUGGGAGAAUGGGCACAGCAGCAUCCCUGGUGGCAGGCACCUGUUUGGGUACUGGUGUCCCUCCUCAUUGCCAUGGAAAACUGGUGUAAGGCUGGGCCCAGGAGAGCUGACUUGGUGGGGGUCUCUUAGCAGUGAGAACCGAAAUAGCCGUGCGUGGAGGAAGAUGCAUUAUUUGAUCUGAAAUUACAAGUUUCAUCUACGUGUGGCCCGAUUUUUACUUUCAGAGCUGCAGUCAGAUGAGUGUGAAUGCUGUUUCAAAAUGAUGGGCUGGCCAGUUUCAUUCUGAGCCCUCGAGACCCCCUCCCCCCCCCCCCACUCCUCCCCUCGUGCACCCUCCGAGCAGAAGCGUUUUGCUGAGGUUCAGAGCAGCUCAGUGCGGAGGUGGCUCACUCUGAAGCAGUUUAUCUGAUCACUUUCUUCUUUUUGCCAGGUUUCCUGCAGCCCUCUCAUUGCUGCUACCGUGAUUCAGUUUGCUAAGCCCACAGCCCUCUGAAACUUGACCCUAGGCAGCAUCUCCAGCAUCGCUGGGGCAGUGCCCUUGGUUCUGUCAAUGUGAGUCUGGCUCCCGGUGCUGUGAGACACGGCUGAGGCUCCAUCAGCCCAAAGGCAGCCUAUCCCAGGGCAAAGACAGAAAAGCCGUGCAGUAUUAGGGCUGAGCAUCUUUAUUUUGUUUUCCCAUGGAGCCUUCAACUUCGAGACUGAGAUGAAAAGCAAUGGCAGUUUGCCGGGGGCUUUUUGCCCCUCUGGAUUUUCCUUUCCUGGUGUUCUCAGCCUCUUCACCCCAUGAGCCUUAGCCUUAAGCUCCGGCUGCUAACGUGGUAAUCUUAGGGAUGGAAUUUGGGAAAUCCCAUUAAAUAAUUCCCCUUGCAGCAACGCGAAUGGCUCGGAUGGAGGCAUUAGCACGGAGCUGACGUGUUUUAGGCAUUCCUCAGCUUCCUCUUGGCUUUCCCUUCUCAUCACCUGAACCGGGCGAGCUCAGUGACGGCCGAGCAGGGCAAAGCUGCGCUGCAGGGAGCCGCGUUAACACAACCACAGCCCCGAACCCAGUUGUCCCACUUCAGCGGCGGCUCAGAACGCUCCUCCCCAACCAGCAGGCAGGCAGCCCGUCCCCUGCCCGGCUCGCUCAGCGGGCUGCGGCUGUGCAGAGCCGAAAUCGAGUACGCCGCUUCCCACGGCUGCACCGCUUUGUGCUUUCUAUGCACGGGGACGGGCUGGGCGCUGCGUUUCUUUAUUUGGUGCUGCCGCUCGGGGCUACGUGAUGCUGAGCGCUGCCGGCUCCGACAUCACACGCCGCACGUGUGGGAGCUUCGUGGUUGGGAUGUUCCCCUCCUCCCCUUCUCCCCCUCCCUGCUCUUGCGUGGUGUCAAUGAAGCCUCGCAGCUCGCUGCGUUCCCUUGGGAGCAAAGCGUCGCUGGUGCAGGGCUGGAGAAGUUGCACCGAGCAAUAAGUCAGCCCUGCUCAGACCUCAAUUCCUCCCUGCCCUCGGCUCCCCUGCCCAGCUCUGGGCAUGUGAUGCUUCCUGUCUCCAGGUUUUGGCUGUUUUAUGAUAUCAGGGAUGCUUUCUUGAUGGGCUUGCUGUUGCAGACAGGAGACUGGAUGCAAAACAAGAAACUGCUUGUGAUGGGAAAGUGGCUCUUUGCCUUCAUUUUGCCCCUCCUGGACGACUUUUUCUCACCCCCAGUGAGGAUGAUGCUCUUUGGCUGCCUUGCUCUUCCUAUCUCCUUUCUAGGCUGAGGACCUCCCCCUCUGACCAGAGAUGUUUCCUUUUGCUGCACACUGGUGUGCUGUGCCCCUGGGCCAGGAGAGCAGCAGAAGUGAUGGCCAUGCAACUGCUGGGAGCUGCUUAGCACUCAAACCAUCCUGCAGUUGGCUGCUUAGGGAUGCUGUGUCCCAGCUGUGGGCUUCUGAGAUACCCCGACUGUGCCUUGCCACGGAGCCAUUUCCUUUUGCAAAUUUGUAUCAUGAAGUGGUCUGGGCUUCUUUCUGUAAAGAAGCCAAAGUGUUCUGCAGACACUUAAUGUCCGGGUCUAUGAUUUGCCUCUCCAUACCAGAUCUGCUUAGCUACCUUCUGAAGGUGCCCUUGAAUAUUAAAAGGUCUCUGAAACCACUGUUGCACGUUAGGUGCUUCCCCUGUCUGCGGUGGGAGUCUCUCAUUCAGCCCCAUUCUCAGGCACAGUGAGAGCAAGGAGUGAGCUCUAUGUCUUAGUAAGCUUUCCAGCUCUCAUGACUGCUGGUGGAAACGAGCCUUUGCAGCUCAGCAGGACAUCACUGCCCUUCAGACGUGGGCUGUUCCAGAUGCUGAUGGGCUCUCAGCACUAUCCUGUCCUUCCAAAUGGAGAUACAUCCCAGUAGCUGGAAACCUCAGAGGUGGAGUUUGUCAGUGGUGGAUGGAUGCUUAUUCCUGGCUGUGGUUCUGCACGCUCAAUGCGUCCAUGUUUUCCUGUGUUCCUCGUUUAACACAACAGCAAUUUCAUCUGUGUGUGGUUUCGGUUGUCUCAAAAUCUCCCCUGAUCUCAAUGUCUCUAUCACAAGUGUGCCACUCUGUCUGGAUUUUUCUCCUUGGUUGCUUCUUGCAUCCUACUUCACCACCAAACCCCCGAGUCUGCAUUGCUCCUUGAAGCUGUUUCUGCUCUGGUUCAUCCUGUGGUACCCUGAUGGCUGCAAGUAUUCACAACAGUGGCCCCACUUGCGUUUGGCCACCCCUCAGCAUGCCUUUCCAGCCCUGACAAGGAGGGAGGGGAUAGCAGUACAUCCUUUUUCCUGUUGUUUUUUUGUUUGCCUGUUGGUUGUCUUUCGCUAUGUGUAAGUACAGCAGAUAGCAUCAGGGGGGCCUUGGUGUGAUUCACGUUUGUCGUUUGCCCUAUGUAAUUCAGCUCCUUGCUUCAUGGGGAGCUUGGUGUGAUUCAUGUUUGUAGGCUGCCCUGAGUAGUUCAGUUCUGUGCUUCACGGAUGAGGAGAGGGGCAGUGCUGUAGGGUGCACUUCUCAAUAACCCAAGGCAAUUCUUUCAGUCUUAGGGCUCAUUCUCAAGCCCAUACUUUUACUUGGCAGCAGUAGAGGUGGUGCUCUGGGCAAGCCAACAUGUAGUGGGUGGGUGUGUGGGUGGUUUGUAGGGAUGCGAGUGCUGACACCCAAGCAGAUCUCACCUGUGUUUGCCCUCUGUGGCCUCAUCAGUGGUUGGUUUUGUUGGUUCUUAUGUGCCAGGGUUCAGUAAGGGCUCGGUUUGGGUGUUGCCAGCCAGUUUUUGGAAAAGAUUCUCCACGUUGUAGCAUCACAGAAUGGUUUGGGUUGGAAGGGACCUUAAACCCACCCAGUUCCAUCCCUCUGGGCUGCCUGCCUGCUCUUGGGCACUUCCAGGGGUGAGGCAUCCGCAGCUUCUAUGGGCAGCCUGUACCUUCAGGUACACAUGGCUUCACUGCCCUUACGUGGCUUCUCUGCCAGCGAGGCUCCCUGGAGGUGAGGUUAUGCAGGCCAAGGAGCGAAGGUCAGUCACGAUCCCCACUGUGGCAUGAAGUGCUGUUGCUUCUUGGGCUCAAAGCAGCUUUUGUGCUUGCUCAGCGGGACAGGAACCUGUGGGUCUGUAAGGAAAUAAUGUGGUGCCGGAGUGUUUGCAUGGUACGCUGUCCUUUGCAAGCGCCCCAAAAGGAUGUUUGUCAAACCAGUUGCCUCCAGGAUCUUCUGAUAUGCUGCCUUUGUGCAGUUUGAACGAGCAUCUUAUCACCUCCAUCUUGCUGCUCUUUGAUGCGCAGCGCUCGCUUGAGCUGUAAAUACAUGAUGGUUGAAGUUUGAACCUUAAAACUCACAGGUUCCUCCCCUCUUUGCCCUGAUUUCUACAAAGACUUCCUCCAGCUGCUCCCGCUCUCGGCUCUGAGUUUCUAUCUUUGGUUCCUGUGCACGGUGUAGAGGUGGCAAUAAAAUCUUGCAAGCUAAGGGUAGUUAAAGCCAAGAGCUCAGUGUAAUCUAAGAAAAGCAGGCGUUUUUGUUGGUGGAGCAGACACCACGCAUGCACCAUCUGCUGCAGUGCAAUGGGGAUGCAGCUCCCAGGGCUGCCGUGCUGCUCUGCUCCUGUUGCACCCUCCAAGGAGGCAGCAGGCUGAAGUGUUGCUUGAGGGCCAUGACCUUGCCCAAGGUCCCUACUGAUGCACUGGUAUGAGGACCUUGCCCUGAAAAAUAGCUCUGCUUAGAAUCCGGCGGCUUUAAUUCCCAAUUAAGUGCUUUUCCUUCUAUUGUAGCAUCAGCCCAAGCUCCUUUUUCCUUUAUCCUCAUCAGAAUUGCUGCCCUUUGGUCCCCAGUGCCCUUAGCCCUGCUGCAGCAGCAAGCCAAGUGUUGAGGCCCCUCACUGUGCUAACCCACAGGUCAGCAGCUUUGCAAGGUGAUCCACAUCUGUCCUUCCACCCUCUGCCCCUGCCCAUGGACUUGGGCAGUGCGUUCACGACCUGCUCCCGUGGGUCAAGCACUUGUUUUUCCUUCCUGUUUCCUGCUUGGGAUGCUCGGCCAGUGGUCUCAAAGCAAUCAGGGUAGGAAAAGGAGUUAUGUGAAGGUACCCAGGGGCUUUCUUUGGCAGAGCAGGGCGGUGCUUCCCAGUUCAGGUUUCCCUGCAGGAAGGUGGAAGACUUCCAGCCACAGGAGGUACUGCUGGGAUUUGCUGUUCUGGAAGGGGAGGUCUCCACUUAUUUGAUAUUUCCCUGCAUUUCUCCUCUUUGGGGAGGUGCAGGACGUUGGCUGCAGUGCUGCCUCUGAGAGCACUGAGGUGGGCAGGCAGGGAUCUGCUUGCUGCUGGGGGGGGCAGUGCCCGGUGUACCCACAGAAGGUGGCUUAAUUCUCUUCACUCCUUCACUCGGGAAGACCAACACUGGAUUUGGUCUUUGAGCAUCUCCUUCUGUUCCCAUCUAAGAGUGGUGUCCUGGGCUCCACCACAGCAGAAGGAAAUCAGGGAAGUUCUUUGGAUGACAGAGGCUUACGAGGACCUUAACACAGGAAGGUGCCUCACCAUGCAGAGAAGCAGAUGUUUGCCUCCCAAGUCACCUUCUCACGUGCCCUGUCCCCACCACAUGGAGCUGCUGGUGGCCUCGCUCACCUCCUUGACUUGGAUGCUGUAUGCAGAGCGGCAGCAGCACUUGGGCACCCAGGGCCUCAGGUCUCCUUUGCUCUAACCCUGAGCUGGAAAGCUGAGAAAAGGAAAGGUUUGAAGGCACCAAAGGCAAGCAGGGUAACCACAGCCUGUCUCAGCCGAGUGGAAAACGCGUGUCAUGGAGCUGGGAGUGCCUGAGGGCUCUGUGUGUCCUCAAGCUUCAUAAGCCAGCAGGAGAAUCCAUAAAUAAAUGGGCUGAUUUUUUUCAUAUGCUUCAAAAACGUCAUGAUUUUGGCAAACUUUCUACCUGAAAGCAGAAGAGCCACGAGCAGCAAAUCCCCUCUUUCUGCCAAGGGAUGAGUGCUUACCUAUUCAGUGCUGGUUAACGGGAAAAACGUGAUUGCUCUGCCCACCUUUUUAAGCUCGAUUGGAAACCUCUGCGUCCACUUGGGUUGCUGGGACAAUUUCACAGACACCCCAGGAUCCUUUGCUUGUGACAUUGCUUAUAUUCUUCAUCAUUUCUCCAAAACAAAACAAAGCCAUGAGGCAAGAAUGCUGUGUUCUGAAGGAAACCAGAGGGCUUCAGUGUUGUCACAGCGGUAGUGUUGCUGGUGUGAUGCAAGGCUGACAGAGCCAACUGUACCCUGGUUGCGACGCCCCAUGCCCGGAUCCAUGCUGUGCUUCCUGCUUCUGCUCUUGGUCUGUGUCAGCUCCUCCUGCCACCUCCAUUGGGGCAGUGAUGGAGAAGGAGGUGUUCCUAUGGACACUGAGGGGCAGAUGUUUGUCUCUGCUAAGCAGCCAGGGGUACGGACUGUGUGAUGGGAGGCUCAGAGGGCUCCAAGUGGAUGAGGUGUAGCUGUGCUGUGAAGAAUUCCAACCCCUUCUGACUGCUGAUGUUGCAGUGUUUCCAAGCAUUGCCUGCUCUGUCUCUCAGGCGGUGAUGAUGCCUUGCCCAGUGCUGGGCGGCUGCUUUCACUGUCUGCACUGUUACUGCUGGAGAAGGGAAAACAAUCUUGUCUUAGGGACAUCCAGGGCUUGAAGUCCCAUGGUUGGUGUUGUAGGGCAGGGGUCCAACCUGUGAGCAAGGGGCGAGAAGGCAGGGAAACCCAUUGCUUCUGCAGCAUGCUGCUCUGCUUAGACGUGAGCCGGGCAGCCUCCAGCCUUGCUGAUGAGGGUUUUGGGGCACGCUGGGCGUGCUGCAAAACGUGAGCACAGCUUUCACCCUGCAGCAUCUGUGCCAUCCCUUCCAAGCACCUCACACCGACCAGCUGGCCUGCAGGGGGGGGUCAAGACCUAACAGCUCUGCUACUGGGAGUCCGGCUGGAGGGGGGGGGAAGGACAGAUUUCUGUUUGUUUUGUUUUUAAUCAAUGCUUCCCCACCCUCCCAUCGAUCCGAACCCUUGACCUUAACCCUGGUUUCUUCCCAGCUCUGCGGGAAGUCCGAUUACAUCCAAAACUGUCCCCUGCCUUUUUGUCCCCUGUGUCAUUCUGCCCAGUGUGGGUGGAAAGGAAGGGAGAGUUUGGGGAAUAAACAGCAGAAGAGGUUGAAAAGUUCCCACUUGUGGUGAACACGCAGUGCUCUCCCAUGAAAGAUGCCUCUGUAAGCACCCCUUGGGUCGGAUCCUUGUGUGGUCCGUAGCACACCAGGGAGAAGAAAACAAAGGCUCUGUGUUUUCUCUGGUUUAGAACGUAACGAUAAAAUCUUUGUCAUCUUUCAUCCUUACGUUCCCUGCCUGCUCUGUGCUGAGGCAUUGGGAAGGGGCAGCUGGGCCGGCACAGGGCUCACCUCAUCGCCCUUCCCCUCCCAGAGCCGGGCUGUGCUCUGGAGCAUGUUGGUGUGCAGGAGGUGUGUUUCUGUGAGCCGGGUGUUGGGACGGUGCUGGUGAGUCACGCCGUGCUCUUAGUCACUGCUUGCACCACAAGUCAUGACUAAGGUGCUGUGCAGCUCCGCUCUCAUUCGGUCCCCGGCACCGCAGCAGAGCGCCUCGCGGGCGUUCCUCACACUGUGGAUGUGCAAAACUGUAGAAGAUGUAAUAACAAACCGUGGCAGCGGCAGGCAAGGCAGGAGCCUGGGAGCCUCCUCAGGGCAAGGGAGAGAUCUCCCGUGCAGAAGGUCAGCGCUUCCCCUGGCUUCACUUCCACCUGCUCGGAGCUGAGGGAUGGGAGAUGAAUUAAAAUGCAGCACACCACGUGCACAGAGGACAGGAUCUAUCAUGCACUGGAGAGAUGUCUGCACGGGCUUAGCAGAGAUGCUGUCUCCAGCAGAUGGGCUGCAGGGCUGUGCCUGAACUGCUGGAGCCUGCAGGAGCUGGUGAGCAGGGAUGCAGGUAACUACCUCAUCCUGGUGGAGAAAAUCCUCGGCAAGGCCAGGGAGGUGCAGGAGAAGUGUGACUACGACCUGGUGAUGCCCCUGGCCCUGCUUUUCUACUACGCGGUCCUCUAUGCUCCCCACAUCCCUCCAGACUCCGAGCUGCUCCUGAAAGCUGCCAGCAUCUACCACAGCUUCCUCACCUGGCCCGUGCCCUACUGCGACGUCUUCCGUGAGCUGCUCACCUUCAUCAGUGAUGAGCUCAAGGCGCCAGGGAUUUCCUUCCAGAGGUUGGUGAGGACGGAGCAGGGGCUGCCUGUGAAGAACUACCAGAGCUCCACUGUGACGGUGCUGCUGCUGAACCGCUCCGAGGUGCAGAGUGAGUUCCUCUCCAUCGCAGAGAAGCUGAGCAGCACUGAGCCCCCCCGGCACGCCACGCUCAUCCUGCUGCUGGAGCACCUCUACCAGGUCACCUUCGGCACCCGCUGCGACCUGGGCAGCCUGCACCACCUCCUGAAGGCCAAGACACUGGAAGAGCUCUCUGAGAUCUACACCAGCGCUGCUGAAGCGCAGGAGAUUGCAGCCGCCAGCAGUGACCCCGUGUUGGCCCGGGAGCGGCUGCAGAGCGUUCUGCGGGACAUUGCUGGGGCAGCAGCACUUCCUACCAUUGCAGGAGAUGCGCAGCCCCGCAGGCUGCAGCCCAUCCCCAUCCCUACUUCGCGCUGCUACACCUACAGCUGGGACCAGGAUAACUUUGAUGUCCUCAAUGAUGUCCUCAGCAAGGAGUGCAGCGUUGUUGAACCUGUGGCCUCAGAGAAUGAGGAGGACGAGGAAGAGGAGGAGGAGGAUGUGGAAACAGAUGGCUGUUCCCCAGAGAGGGACUCUCUGCUGUCCCCCAUCUCCUCCAUUUCCAAGGACUCUGUGUACUCAGCGCUGUCAGAGGACGGACCCAAGCACUCCUGCGUGUCCCUCUUCAGCAGCUCCAAGGACUCCAUCUCAGAGCUGACGGUGGUCUCCAAGAAGUCCUUGAGGUCUUUUGUCUCCAGCCUGAAGGACUGCAUGGACAGCGGGUACGCAGAGGACAGCGACGAGAGCUCCCUGGACACGCUUGGGCGGCCGGAGCUGAAGGUGGAGAAGACCCACCACAAAUACAGACACACGCUGACCAACAAGAUCUACAAGCUCUUCAAGAGCAAAAGCCAGCUGGUCCUGAGAAGAGACCUGAAGGACUGUGUGGAUACAGGCUCGCUCCCACUGCGCCGUGCUGAGAGCCUGUGCCACCCCCAGGCCAAGCCCCGCAUCCCGGCACGCUCCCGGCGCGCUCACUCAUUGCCACAGCACGGGCUGGGCCAGAAGCUGCAGACCCCGCAGACCCCGCAGCUGCUCAGCCUGCCCCGCCGGCCCUUCCUCAGCUACGACGAGGAUGCCAAAGUGGCCACCAUGCGCGUGGUGGUCUUCGGCUCCGACCGCAUCUCAGGGAAAGUAGCCCGAGCCUACAGCAACCUGAGGCUGAAGGAGAGCACCUGCCCUACACUGACAAGGUACUUCAAGCUGCAGUUUUUCUACGUCCCCGUGAAGAGGAGCUGCCUGCUGCCAGCAGCCCUGCUGAUGCAUCCUCCUCCAUCCCCAAGCGACCUGCAGCUCCGCGCCUUGGCACAGGCGGAGCCCACCUUGGCUGGGGCGGAGAGCAGCACCAACGACAUCUCCCACUACAUCGGCAUGUUGGACCCAUGGUACGAGCGGAACGUUCUGGGGCUGAUGAACCUGCCCAUGGAUGUCCUGUGUCAGUCUGCCAAGCCUGAGGCUGAGCCCCAGGAGGACUCCCGGGAGCAGCUGCCCAUCCUGGCCGACAUGAUCCUCUACUACUGCCGCUUUGCCACACGCCCCGUCCUGCUGCAGCUCUACCAGACCGAGCUCACCUUCAUAGGGGGGGAGAAGAUGACCGAAGUCUUCAUCCACUCCCUGGAGCUGGGCCACUCGGCGGCCACGCGGGCCAUCAAGGCGUCAGGUCCGGGCAGCAAAAGGCUGGGCAUAGAUGGAGACAGAGAAGCAAUCCCACUAACACUACAGAUCGCCUACAGCAAGACAGCCAUCAGUGGAAGGAGUCAGUGGAACGAUGUUGAGAAGGUCUGCACAUCUGUUAACCUCAGCAAAGCCUGCAAGAAGUACGAAGAGCUGGCCUCGAAGACAGAGUGUCUCAACUUGACCAUGACAGAGGUGGUUAAAAGGCAAAACUCCAAAUCCAAAAAAAGUUUCAAUCAGCAGCUCAGUGUGUCCCAGAUCAAGGUAGACAAAGUCCAGAUUAUUGGUGUCCAGUCCUCCUUUGCCGUGUGCCUGGAUCAGGAUGAGCAGAAGAUCCUGCAGAGUGUAACCAGGUGUGAGAUCUCCGUGUGCUACAGACCCAGGGACAGCGAUCCCCUUGCACUGAGAAGGUCCUCUUUGACUCCCCAGGACCCCUCCGAGUUUCAUUCUCUCCUGUGUUUACCCAUUUCCACCUUCAGUGGAGCACUGCCAUAGAAGAACCCUGUGCCCUCAUCGGACCAGGCAUGCAUCCAACGCCAAAAUGAAGCUGUCCUGCUGGAGGCCAGCCACUCUUGUCCAAGACAUCCUGUGAUCUGAAGCUAUAGUGUGGUGAUUGAACUGCUCCUGUUGUGAGCUUAGCCCGUCCUUGGGGAAUGCUGUUAGUGUCAGGCUCUGGUACAGCUCAAGAUUCCCUGGGAGGAAAGUGAGAUCUCCACCUGGUUCAGCAGGCUGCCAACACCUAACUGAGAGGACAAGGCAAAGACAGCGACGUUUUCCUGCCAGCAAAUGGUGCUGUGGCCGUACUUAGUGACUGCAAAGCCCAUGUGAUGCUGGGGAGAAUGCAUUCUGGAAAGUGAAUGUCUUUGGCUGAGUGGUGGCAGGUGGAGCUGAAAACCACCCAACCAAUGUUCUGAUGACGUUUCACUUGCAAGAAGCCAGGGAUGCUGGGGAUGGUUCUCUGGGGAUAGGGACAGGCUUUCUCAGGGUUUGCUUUAAAUUAUGAGAGAUGGGUGUCUUGCAGAGAAACAGCACAAUGCAGAAUGACCCAACUGGGGCCCAGAAAGAGCCCAGCAUGAGUUACAGACUGCUCUUUGUGUUCCAGUGAAUCCAGUGCAAUAGGCCAUACCAGGGCAUGGGCAGCUCAUCACACGUAUGUGUUGGCUGUAAAUGCAGGACCUGCAGGAGAUAACCUUCCACUUCCUGCAGAGUUUCAGGGUUCAUCCAGGAGGGAGAUGGAGUUGCUGUUCAGCUGGUGUUCUUGCAUCCUGCUCACCAGUGCACGAGUGCUAGAGACAUCCCAGAGGCUGAAUGCUCAAUAGUUGCUUGAGAUAGAGCAGGAACCAUGCUCGCACUCAGAGGAGGGAGGGAAGUACUGGGUAAAGUGCUAGCAUUGCCUUGCCUCACCUCAGGGUGUGGCUUUGGUAGAGAAGGACCCAGCAGCAAUAACACUAGUGAUGCUUGCAGGCAAUGAUAGAUUCUGAGAUCCCCUUUCCACUGCAAAGAGAGGUUCCCCCCCCGACUCUUUCUUCUCUCUGUGAGGCCUUAGGUACAGAAAUCUGCAAUAGUUGGGAGCUUUUAGAAGUAUUCUGACCUCAGGAACAAUAAAUGAGGCUAGAAGUGCCUUGCUUGGUUUCACAGCCCUCAGGUUGUUUCUCAUUAGCUGGUGGUUGCACUAACGAUAGCUGGCAGAAGAGCACGCUGCCUGUUGCAGGCUAGGAGUAUGCCAACACCAAGGAUGUGCUCCCUGGGAUGCAUCUGGAAGGGACCUCCAUCCUGCAGGGCUCGGCCACGGUGAGCUCAGCUCCAUCUGAAUCCAUGGGUCCUCCAGCAGAUGGGGCUUGGGCAGCUCUUGGCACUCAUUGGAGUGAGACUGGGCUCCGUCCCAAGGGCUGCGGGCACAGCAGCUGUGUUCCCCUUGGUGGUGACAUUGGAGGAAGCACUUCAGCAUUUUAAGUCCAGCAGGCUCCAAGGACCGGGAGCAGAUUUUCAACGAGUUUUCCCAUUGACUUUUCACAUUUCCCAGACAGGUUUGUGUGCGUCGUCUCAAAUGGGGCUGAAAUUUGACAGCUGUUUUUUUUUUUUUCUCUUUAGUUGUUGUUCGAUCCAUUAAAAUAGCACCUUAUCCUGUCAAAACAGUGCUAUUUGUGAUCCCUGUAUCCGUGGCUAAAUAUAUCCCUGCCGCUGUCGGGGGCGCAAAGCUCUUUGGUCUCAGCUGGCCCCAUAGAACUGCAGGAGAAGAGUUUCCAUGCUGGGGAGGAAAAACAAGCACACCCUCUGGGGACUCGUAAUCCUGGCUCAUUUUCUGACCUCUGAUGCUUUCUGGAAAUGAAAAGAAGGAAGUGGAAGGUUCCUUCAGGCCGUCCUUGUACAUAUGUGCAGCCUUACCAAACCUGUGUCACGUCUGUGCUGAUCUGUAAAAUAGCAUUCAAAGGACUUUUAAUGUCACUGCGAGGUAUUAAAGGAGGAUUUAUUUCGAGUA
Molecule: messenger RNA, 15254 nt
Organism: Gallus gallus (chicken)
Lineage: Eukaryota; Metazoa; Chordata; Aves; Galliformes; Phasianidae
Gene: PIK3R5
Product: phosphoinositide-3-kinase regulatory subunit 5
Exons: 19
Coding region: 10622-13270 (882 amino acids)
Biological process (GO): positive regulation of MAP kinase activity; G protein-coupled receptor signaling pathway
Cellular component (GO): phosphatidylinositol 3-kinase complex, class IB
Molecular function (GO): 1-phosphatidylinositol-3-kinase regulator activity
Source: RefSeq, a predicted model, not a curated record